AUGCGCGAAACGGUGGAUCCAUAUGCAAUACGUAGUUGCGCUGUAUUAAGAAGAUUACUGCAACAUCUAUGUGAAUCGAAAAUGUUUGCAAUAGAUAUUGGUGAGCAUUUCGUUGCUAUGUUGAAUGUUUAUAUUCAUUAUAGUUUCAGUUCUAUUAAGUUUUGUGAAAGUUUGAUUGGUGUCGUUUUGGCAAUGAUCGAUGAAAAUUGCAAAAUAUUAACCUCAUUCAGAAUUUAUCUGCUAUUGAUUCUGAUGACUAGAUCAGAGCGAAUUUUAACUUUAUCAGAUUCAUAUUCAAUAAGUAUGGAUAACAAACAGAUUGGUAAUAUGUUACCACUAAUAUCUAAUGAGAAUCACGUACAAACGAAGAGAAGUCUUGGCAAAGAUCGACUGAAUGCUGCUCAUCUGCGUCGCACACGUAAAGGUAUGGUUGAAAUAGUUGUCAUCGUUGGUGUUGGCCUUGUCAUUUUGGUUGGACUGGGUGGCACCAUCGGUAUCAUUAUAUAUUAUGCUAAGAAAUAA
Molecule: messenger RNA, 522 nt
Organism: Adineta ricciae
Lineage: Eukaryota; Metazoa; Rotifera; Eurotatoria; Adinetida; Adinetidae
Source: the annotation of a GenBank genome assembly